This is a messenger RNA of Osmerus eperlanus (European smelt), 3346 nucleotides long. It is a transcript of the gene tkta, whose product is annotated as transketolase a. The transcript has 14 exons. Lineage: Eukaryota; Metazoa; Chordata; Actinopteri; Osmeriformes; Osmeridae. Gene Ontology annotation, molecular function: transketolase activity; thiamine pyrophosphate binding. The record is from RefSeq and is a predicted model, not a curated record. The coding region runs from base 193 to 2079 and encodes 628 amino acids. Gene Ontology annotation, cellular component: extracellular exosome; endoplasmic reticulum membrane. Gene Ontology annotation, biological process: pentose-phosphate shunt, non-oxidative branch.
UCUCUCGCUCUCUCUCUCCCCGCCACUCUCACUCACACACACAAGCAGGGUGCUCCCUUCCAACCCCCACUCUCUCUCUCUAUCUCUCUCUCACACACACACACACCUAACCCGUCCUCUCGUGCAGUGACACUCAGUCGGAUCCAGUCCUUUACUUUUUUUGGUGCUGUGGUGCGUUGAUAUUUUGCCUUCAUGGAGGACUACCACAAACCAGACCAGCAGACUGUGCAGGCUCUCAGGAACAUCGCCAUCCGCCUCCGGAUCAACUCCAUCAAGGCUACCACGGCGGCUGGCAGCGGUCACCCCACGUCAUGCUGCAGCGUGGCGGAGAUCAUGUCCGUGUUGUUCUUCCACACCAUGAAGUAUCGCCCCGAGGACCCCAAGAACUCAAACAACGACCGCUUCAUCCUGUCGAAGGGUCAUGCUGCACCGGCCCUGUAUGCCAUGUGGACAGAGACAGGCUUCCUGAAGGAGAGCGAGCUGCUCAGUCUGUGCCAGGUUGACUCCACCCUGGAGGGCCACCCCACACCUAAGCAGCAGUUUGUGGAUGUUGCCACUGGCUCUCUAGGACAGGGCCUGGGUGUGGCCUGUGGAAUGGCUUACACUGGGAAGUACUUUGACAAGUCCAGCUACCGCGUGUACUGCCUGAUGGGGGACGGUGAGAUGUCCGAGGGUGCGGUCUGGGAGGCCAUGGCCUUCGCCUCCUACUACCAGCUGGACAACCUGGUGGCCAUCCUGGACAUCAACCGUCUGGGCCAGAGCGACCCAGCGCCCCUGCAGCAUCACAUGGAGAAGUACCAGAAACGCUGCGAAGCCUUCGGCUGGCACGCCAUCAUCGUGGACGGGCACAGCGUGGAGGAGCUGUGCAAGGCCCUGAGCCAGCCACGCCACCAGCCCACCGCCAUCAUCGCCAAGACAACCAAGGGCAAGGGCAUCCCAGCUGCGGAGGACAAGAUGGGCUGGCACGCCAAGACCCUGCCCAAGGACAUGGCUGAGGGGGUGCUGAAGGAGCUGCAGGGCCGCAUCAUGAACAGCAGCAAGCGUCUGUACCCCACCAGCCCCCAGGAGGACGCCCCGCCCGUCAGCCUGCGCAACGUCCGCAUGCCCAGCGCCCCCAGCUACAAGCCCGGCGAGAAGAUGUCCACCAGGAAGGCCUACGGCAUGGCUCUGGCCAAGCUGGGCCGCUACAAUGAGCGCGUGGUGGCCAUGGACAGCGACACCAACAACUUCACCUACUCUGAGAUCUUCAAGAACGAGCAUCCCAACCGCUUUGUUGAGUGCUACCUUGCUCAGCAGAACAUGGUCAGCGUUGCCAUGGGCUGCGCCGCACGCGAGAGGAACAUCGUGUUCGCCAGCACCUUGGCCUCCUUCUUCAGCCGCGCCUACGACCAGCUGCGCAUGGCCGCCAUCUCUGAGAGCAACAUCAACCUUUGUGGCUCCCACUGCGGCCUUUCCAUUGGAGAGGAUGGCCCCUCCCAGAUGGGCCUAGAGGACAUCGCCAUGUUCCGGGCCAUUCCCACGGCAACCAUCUUCUACCCCAGUGACGGUGUGUCUACUGAGAAGGCUGUGGAGUUGGCUGCCAGCACAAAGGGGGUUUGCUACAUCAGGACCAGCCGCCCAGAGAAUAACAUCAUCUAUAACAGCAACGAGGACUUCCAUGUGGGGCAGGCUAAGGUGGUUUACCAGAGCAAGGAGGACCAGGUGACCAUUGUGGCAGCUGGAGUCACCCUCCACGAGGCCCUGGCAGCAGCCGACUUGCUGAAGAAAGAGAGGAUCGCUAUCCGUGUGAUCGACCCCUUCACCAUCAAACCUCUGGACUCCAAGGCCAUCAUCGACCACGCCCGCAUCACCAGGGGCCGCAUCAUCACUGUGGAGGACCACUAUUAUGAGGGUGGCCUGGGGGAGGCGGUGUGCUCGGCUGUGGUGAACGAGUCAGGCUUCAACCUCCAGCGCCUGGCCGUGCCCCACGUGCCCCGCAGUGGCAAGCCCAGCGAGCUGCUCAAGAUCUACGGCAUCGACCGCGACGCCAUCACCCAGGCCGUCCGGAAGAUGCUCAGCAGCUCCGCCAACGCCAAGUAGCUCCGCCCGGCCGCCCCACCCCGCAAACCAACCCACCCAACAGAGACAGUAUUCCAUGUCACAUGAGAGCCCCUUUUGGUCCAACUUCCACUUCACUGUGAAUGACCCCCCCCCCCCCCCCCCCGCUUCACCACUUUCCAUGUGUUUACUGAAGUAAAGUGAGUUUGUGCCGUACAUUUUUUAAGUAACUUGUCACACAUUUAACUUUUUCACACACACACAAACACACACACAAACAAGCAUAGACACACACACACAUAUAUAGACUUUCCUUCUCCUCCCAAUUCCCAGUUACCAUGUGUCAUCACCAACCAUGUAAAGUACAGGUAAAUUGAAGUUAAUUUGUCCUAAGUUGUUAAGAGGUUAAAAGGGACAUUCACCACCAACUAUGUUCAGUAUAUGUAACGAGAGCCGGUACUAUGUGGUGCUCAUGUGUUUUUAACUUUGUUCUUUGUAAUUUAUCAACCCCAAAAACCAACUUGCAGCAGUCUAUUUUACUACUUUUAUAUUGUUCUGAUGAUGUAGCUUGAAAUGGUCAUGGGUGGGGCACGCGGUAGAGAUUUGUGUACUGUCGUUACCAUAACAACCGUCUCUGAAAGAAUCUUGUCAAUGUGAUGUUUGUAGAAGUUAGUUGAGAAAGAAAUACAACAACAACAAAAAAAUGAAAAACAAAGAUCAAAUCGAAAUGUACGCAGGGCAGCAAAGACCAGUGAAGUUUGACUACAAAAACACCACAACACACAUCACCAGCUAACGACACAGCUUGGAUUAGCGGCACACAUUCUGGUCACAGGACCUCCCACAGUCUCCUUUUCUAUCUGCUCUUAUCAACAUCAGGCUGCGACAGCUCCGCCUUGCGAUGGGAGAACCCUGAGGGGGAAAAUUUGUUCUUUUUUCCAAGUUUUUGUGUGAAGACAACAGCAAACCCUUGCUUAGUCUGUGGCGUAGAAUUGAACUUGGGCUGUCCAUGUUCCCCUGAAUCCCUCCCUCCUCUCCUCGCUCAUUCUUCUCAAACCCUACUGGGGAAGGUGAGGGGUUAGUCAGGAGGGAGGAGGGAGGAGACACCCCCACUGUAGGUCACGCAGAGCGACGCAAGGCCUGCUGGGAGGUGGAGUCGAUUGUGCUUGUGCCCGUGAGGAUGUUGGGAGCAUGCCGUUACAUCUGAACUGUGAACCCCAGAACAAAAACACCUCCUUUGUUACUUGAACUUUUGUAUGUACCUUACAUUCAUCUAAUAAAGCCCUCUGCAUUUUGGAGUUUGAGAGUU